CCGGGCCAUAUGGGGCCUAUCGGGCCUGUCCCUGAUCCCGUAUGGACCCCCCCGUGGGGCUGGACCGGGCGCUAUGGGGCCCUGGGGGGGGGGUGACUGGGCACCAGCAUCCCCCCAUGUCCGUGGGUGAGAAUGGACUGGGAUGGGGGGGUUAUACUGGGGUCAGCCCUAUAGGACCGGGCCAUAUGGGGCGUAUCGGGCCCGUCCCUGAUCCCGUAUGGACCCCCCACCCCAUGGGGGGGGUGACUGGGCACCAGCAUCCCCCCGUGUCCAUGUGGGAACGGACUGGGAUGGGGGGGGUUAUACUGGGGUCAGACCUAUAGGACCGGGCCAUAUGGGGCCUAUCGGGCCUGUCCCUGAUCCCCUAUGGACCCCCCCGUGGGGCUGGACCGGGCGCUAUGGGGCAUCCCAGCCCCAUCUCCCCACAGGUCCCCCCAGGGGCUGUGCCCCCCCGGUCCAUAGGGGAUGUGGGGUGGCCUGGGCCGUACGGGAUAUGGACCGGUGUCCCCCCCCCAGCACCCCCCAAGGUGACGCUGCGCCCCACGCCGCUGGUGGUGGCCCCGGGGGCGGUGGCCGAGCUGCGCUGCGAGACCUCGGCCUACUUCCCCCUGGACGUGGGGGUGCGGUGGCAGCGCCGGGCCGGCCCCUCGGGGCCACCGCUGGCCCUGGAGGACACCGUCACCCAGACCUGGACCUCGGGCCACCGCCAGGGCCCCGACGGCACCUUCAGCCGCAGCAGCGGAGCUCGCCUGGUCCCCGCCCAGCCCCACCACCACGGGGACAUCUACACCUGCCUGGUGACCCACGCCGCUCUGGCCACCCCACGGCGCGUCCACGUCCGGCUGGAGGUGGCCGGCGCGGAGGGGCCAGGCCUGGAGGACGCCGUGGGGCUCUUCCUGGUGGCCUUUGUCCUCUGCGGGCUCUGGCGCUGGCUCCGCCCCCCCUGUGAGUAGUGUCCCCAACUGUCCCCGUGUCCCCACUGUCCC
Calidris pugnax (ruff) is the source of this 986-nucleotide messenger RNA. RefSeq names its product tapasin-like. The record is from RefSeq and is a predicted model, not a curated record. The coding region runs from base 399 to 953 and encodes 184 amino acids. Lineage: Eukaryota; Metazoa; Chordata; Aves; Charadriiformes; Scolopacidae. The transcript is spliced from 2 exons.